CUUAAGAACAGGUUAAACCGGAAACCGGUGAUUCGGUUUCUAAUACAAUUUUAGUUUGUUUCAAUUUGAUUAUCUGGUGGUGCUGCCGCUGAAAGUGUAAUAAAAUGGCUGUUUUAAGUUGAAUUGAAUGGAUUGAUUGAAAUAAAGAAAAAUGGAUUCAUCGGAAAACCUAACCGCACUUCCAGAAGAGGAUCUUGAAAACGAACAAGAAGUAAUUUCUGCUUUCAACUCAGUUCCUCAACGCCCUCCUCCGCCUGCUCAAAGCUCAUUGCACAAGUACUCUCCUCUAGACUGGAAACAGUACUUUGAUCGAGAGGAGGAUAUUUCCAUCCCUGAUUCUAAUGACGUGUUUCAUGUGUAUAUAGCAGGAACUGAAGGCCCUGUUGUUUUUUGUCUUCAUGGUGGUGGCUAUACUGGGCUAUCAUUUGCACUUUCCGCGAGUAAAAUGAAGGAGAAAGCCCGGAUAGUUGCACUCGACUUGAGAGGACAUGGAAAAACGUCCACAGAAAAUGAUCUUAAUUUAUCCAUUGAGACCAUGUGCAAUGAUGUUUUGGCUGUACUGAAGGAGAUGUAUAGAGACAAUUUUCCUGCAAUUGUACUUGUUGGCCACAGCAUGGGUGGCUCAGUUGCUGUCCAUGUUGCAGCUAAGAAAGUAUUACCUAGUUUGGCUGGGCUGAUAGUUGUAGAUGUUGUAGAGGGAACAGCUAUGUCUUCUUUGGUUCACAUGCAGAAAAUCUUGUCAAACAGGAUGCAACAUUUUUCAAGCAUAGAAAAAGCGAUAGAAUGGAGUGUCAAGGGAGGUACUUUAAGAAACAUUGAUUCUGCUCGCAUAUCUGUGCCUACCACUUUAAAGUAUGAUGACUCAAAGAAAUGCUAUGUUUAUCGAUCACUUCUACAAGAAACAGAACAAUAUUGGAGAGAAUGGUAUGAGGGCCUUUCAGAAAAGUUUCUAUCAUCUCCAGUUCCAAAACUCUUGCUUUUAGCGGGAACAGACAGACUGGACAGAACUCUUACAAUUGGCCAAAUGCAAGGCAAGUUCCAAAUGGUAGUUGUCAGACAUACCGGGCAUGCUAUACAGGAAGAUGUACCUGAUGAAUUUGCAGCACUUGUUCUUAAUUUUAUAUCUCGCAAUCGCAUAGGGCCUCAUGGAGUUGAGAUACCUGGACUCCGUCGGCCAUCACAGACAUCACAGCCACAGCAUUGAGUAAUAUGAGGACUCGUUAGUACAGAGGCCUGUCUAUUUUUUAGGAUACCUCAGAUGCCAAAUCUUUAGUUAAUGUGUAGAGGAUGUUUGUGGGCUUCCUUUCUAUAAGCAUGCUUAAAUCCUGUAAUCCAGGCUUCUGAUUUUGAAAAUUAUGUUGAAGCUGUCGUAUAAAAAAAUGGUUUUUUUUUACAGUAAUAUGCGGCGGCUAAAGUUUGUACAAGUCAGGUUUUUGUUGUUGAUCUGAAUUUAGAAGGAUGCACCUGUAAUAGAUAUGGCAUAACCUUUAGCAUUCAACCUUUUUUACAUUUUUGUC
Molecule: messenger RNA, 1517 nt
Organism: Mercurialis annua (annual mercury)
Lineage: Eukaryota; Viridiplantae; Streptophyta; Magnoliopsida; Malpighiales; Euphorbiaceae
Exons: 13
Coding region: 152-1204 (350 amino acids)
Biological process (GO): protein demethylation
Molecular function (GO): protein methylesterase activity
Source: RefSeq, a predicted model, not a curated record